AUGAUGAUAAUACCGCAUUUGGGAAAGUCGACAUCGUGGCUGAACACAAUUAAUGGGAUUUCACAUUUCUUGAAUAUAUUGAUCAAUCCAUUCAAGUUCCUGGCAAUAAUAAACCAUAACUACCCAUCUGAUGAUGCAAUUGAAGACAUGUACAGAAGAUAUGCAUGUGCAGCAGGUUUUGAUGUUAGAAAGUCAACAAACAAAAAAAAGCAUGGUAUGGUGUACAUGAAAUAUCUGUUAUGUAACAGGGAAGGUUUCCCAAAUACAUCUCCUGUUGAUACUUUGGACCCAAAAACAAGUAAAAUUAAGAGAAGGGUUGACACUAGCAGGACCGGAUGCAAGGCACGUAUACAUUUUAAAAUUUUUCCUGGAACUACCAAAUGGUUGUUAUAUGAAUUUGAAGAAAAACACAAUCAUCCACUUAUACCAAGGGACCAUAUGUUGUUUUCACGUCAUCAUAGGCAGCUGGAUGACACUCAAAAAUCUUUCAUUCUUACAAUGUCUACUCAGAAUAUUGGUGCAACCAUAGCUCACAGGCUGUAUACAAGUAUUCUUGGUGGAUACAAUUUUGUAGGCAGUCUAAUUGAUGACUUCAAAAAUUACAUGAGGGAUCUCAAUUGCUUUAUAGGUGGUAAGAUGCUAGUGGACAAGCUGAAUAACAGAAAAGAAAAUGUUGAGAAUUUUUCUUUUGACUAUCGAGUUGAGAAUAAGCAGUUGAAUGCUCUUUUUUGGGCAGAUGAAACAUCCAAGAUAAAUUAUAAAGAGUUUGGUGAUGUAGUUUCUUUCGAUGCUACUUUCCGAACUAACAGGUACCAUAUGGUUUUUGUCCCAUUUACUGGAAUUGAUAAUCACAAGAGGUGUGUCACUUUUGGUGUUGGCUUGUUGAGUAGAGAAGACACUGAUUCCUAUAUAUGGUCGUUGAAAUCUUUUCUUAAAGCUUUUGGCAAACAACCAUUGUUGGUUUUAUCCGACCAAUACCUUGCAAUGCAGGAAGCCAUUGAAACUGUUUUCCCUCAAUCGAUUCAUAGGCUUUGCAUGUGGCAUAUCACAUCUAAAUUGCCAUUGAAGGUUUCUUUGAACAUUGUCAACAAUCCAGAAUUUCGUAAAAAGUUCAACUUCUUGAUAUGGAAUUCUAGGCUUGAAGUUGAUGACUUUGAGAUACCUGCAUUUUUCAAGCAUGUACCUUUAUCAGGAUUAAUGCGAACCACAUCUAGUUCUGAAAGUGAGAAUUCAACAUUUCACCAGAACACGCAUUGUGGUUCUAUGCUUGUCCAUUUCAUGAUUUCAUUUGAAGCUGCUAUGGAGAAGCAAAGAUUCACUCAGUCAUCUUUUGACUUCAAAACUAACGACAAACAUCCUAUAAUGAGGACACCAUUUGAGAUCGAGAGGAAUGCCUCUAUGUUUUACACUCGCACUGUCUUUCGUCAAGUUCAAAAUGAAAUGUACUUGUCUAUGGUUUCAUGUACUCAAAUUUCGAUCAACACAUUCGACGAUGUUGAUGAGUGUCUUGUCAAAGAAUUUAUUCAUUACAUUCCUUCUAAUGCAAAUGCUUAUCAGCUUGAUCCAGAAGUUCAAAAUGAUGAUCAAUGGGAUAUACCUAUACGUCACACACAAUAAGUCUGCACAAACAUUUACAUGUCCUUGUAUGAAGUUUGAGCAAUUUCUUUUUUUGUGUCGCCACAUUUUUACCGUAAUGAAGACAUAUAACAUCAAAGAGAUUCCUUCCAAAUAUUUACUCAGACGCUGGUAGAAGGACAUCAUCCGCACAGAACUAUUGAAAAAGUGUUUUCGUUAUGCUGAUUCUGACGAGAAUACCCAAAAAGUUGCACUUGAUAUAUUUUUUUACUGUUGAUAUGUUGAUAACUGUGUAUCUUCUCUCAGCAAUAAUCACAUCAAAUUGAAAGAAUACUUGGAAGAAAUAAAGCAGCUUGAAGCAAAGUUCCUUUCCAAUUUCACAAUUCAUGAUAAAGGAAACAAGAAUAAAGAGUUCGAAAAAACACUUGGUGUUACCAUUCCCACUAGUGUGGAUAUUCAAAAUCCUGUAGAAAUUCGCAACAAAGGAAGUGGUACUAAAAAAAGAAUGAAAAGUUCGAGAGAGGUGACAACAGAAAAAUCAAAGGGUUCCAGAUGCGGUUAUUGUCGCAAUGGCAACGAUCAUGAUUGGCGAAAUUGCCCUGUAAGAAAAGAAGAUGAGAAGAACAACAUUGUCAAAGAACGUCCUGGAAAGAAGAAUUAAUUUUAUUUAGCAUUUGUUUUUAGUUUUUUUUAAUUGCGCGUUCAUGUUCUAAACUUGAAUUUUUUUUAUUCACAUCUGCUUGUUUUAGAUUUGUCAUAUUCAUAUCACAG
Messenger RNA from Lactuca saligna, 2346 nucleotides. The record is from the annotation of a GenBank genome assembly. NCBI's taxonomy places the organism in Eukaryota, Viridiplantae, Streptophyta, Magnoliopsida, Asterales, Asteraceae.